This is a messenger RNA of Arabis nemorensis, 798 nucleotides long. Lineage: Eukaryota; Viridiplantae; Streptophyta; Magnoliopsida; Brassicales; Brassicaceae. The record is from the annotation of a GenBank genome assembly.
AUGAGGAAUGUGAAUCGAGUCUUCUUCUGCAAAUCACUCUCUCUCGUCUUCCUCGUUCCUUCUUUCACUCGUUCCCACCUCCGAUUCGCCUAUUCCUCCGCCGUAGCUUCGUCUCCGGCUCGAUCAAUUCACUGCAUGGCCACCGAUUCCCCUAUCCCUCAAUCUACGGCAUCGUUUUCGUCUGUCUCCGCCGGAGAUGGUUCCGUCUCCGUUCCUCCUGGUGAUGUCGCGGCGGUUCCAGCUUCUUCGGCUUCGUCCGCAAUCGAUUUUCUCUCACUCUGUACUCGUCUCAAGACCACUCCAAGAGCCGGAUGGAUUAAAAGAGAGGUUCAAAAUCCAGAAUCUAUAGCUGAUCACAUGUAUCGUAUGGGUCUUAUGGCUCUGAUUUCUUCAGAUAUUCCUGGUGUUAACAGAGACAAAUGCAUGAAAAUGGCAAUUGUUCACGACAUUGCAGAAGCUAUUGUAGGAGACAUUACACCUUCUUGUGGGGUCUCUAAAGAAGAGAAAAAUAGAAGAGAAACCGAAGCACUUGAACACAUGUGCAAACUCUUAGGUGGAGGAGAAAGAGCUAAAGAAAUCGCAGACCUUUGGAGAGAAUACGAAGCAAACUCUUCACCCGAAGCCAAAGUUGUUAAAGAUUUCGAUAAGCUUGAGAUGAUACUACAAGCUUUGGAAUAUGAACAGGAGCAAGGGAAAGAUCUAGAUGAGUUUUUCCAAUCAACCGCAGGGAAGUUCCAGACUGAUAUAGGCAAGGCUUGGGCCUCGGAGAUUGCUUCAAGAAGAAGAAAACAACAUUAG